Messenger RNA from Sclerotinia sclerotiorum 1980 UF-70, 237 nucleotides. RefSeq lists its product with no specific name. The record is from RefSeq and is a predicted model, not a curated record. Bases 1 to 237 code for a protein of 78 amino acids. Lineage: Eukaryota; Fungi; Ascomycota; Leotiomycetes; Helotiales; Sclerotiniaceae. The transcript has 5 exons.
AUGGUUUCCUUCAGUCUCUUAGGGUUUCUUGAGGAAUGUGACAAGGAUACUUCAGCAGGAAUCUGUUCAGCCUUCCCACUGGAGCAGGAGGCCGUAAUACACACCGAUCAUCGGAACGCAAUUCUCUCAGCGAGCGUGCGAGAAGCGUCUUCAUGUAAUCGGAAGACGCUAGACGCUAGAGCCCUAGCAGCCUACAUGGAGAGAAAGCCAGAUUAUCCAUCUACUAUAUGUGCAUGA